UGAUGGCUAGCGAUGUGACAACGCCCAGGGUCAUUGCCAGCGACCUUCUGGACUCGUCUGGCAAUAGCGCCGUUACGUCUUUCGAUAUGUUAGGCACAAACGCUAUCACAAAUGCUUCUACAUUCCCUGCUCUUCUCACCGCAGUCAGCCGUCUCGUGAGCACACCUCCUACAGAAGAGGAAGUUUUUGCCCCAGAGCAGCUGCAGACGAUCUCUGCAGCCUUUGUCACACUAUCGGAGUCGUUCCGGCUUGCGAGAAAUCGCAUUCUACUCCACCAAAAAAACAAAAAGGCGCUAAUAAACACAUGGCCGACCUUUAGACGAUGGAUCCUCAAGUUUUUCGAGCUUGCGUUCUUCAAAAGCGUCCUAGAACUCGAGAGUUGCCUCACUCCCGCUGGCAACCACGACGCUUGGGACGUUAUAGGUUGGAUCUGCCUCGUUAACUAUGAAUUGGCCCUGAAUGAGGAGCUUGUCAAGGAUAUGCAGAGACCAGACUUCCGGGCUGCGCACAUUCGUUUGUGGGUCAAAGUGCGAUCUUGUUCCACCCCGAGGAUCCUCGCGGAGGACCGCAUCGGGGACGUCAUGGACCUUAUAACCCCAAACUUUAUCUGGAAUCCGAAUAACCAGUUAUUUGAGCAGGUCGUGGAGAGCUUUCCGGAAGAGUUCGUCCUCAAGUGCUACCAUCGUGUCAUCGCUCGCGUGACAGGGCCAAACUAUCGGAAGGCAGGCCACGACAACUGGAUGAUCUGCUUCCGUUUUGUGUCGUUCAUUAUCGCCCAUUCCCCUCCCCUUUGUUUUCUGUUCCUUGCGAACAAGAGUCUAUAUUGGAUGGUGCACGGCUUCAAAAAACAGCUAUCGCGACAUGCAACUAUUAACGGCAGAGACGCGUACGUCAAGUUUUAUCCCUCUUUGAUGCACGCCGCUCGAGCGUCUUUCUCCGACUCGCAUACAUGGAUCCCUCAGGCAAUCAAAGCACACUUGCUCCCCUUGAUGUUGAAGAGUUCACGACACCUUAACGCUAUAUGUGCCAAAGACCCCGAUGUCCCUGAAAGGAUGAAGGAGGUCUACUUCCAUCUUGGCACAAACCUUAUCCACCAGGAAGUGUUACGAUGUACAAUGAAAGCUAUGCGCUACCUCCGAAAGAAGGUGAAGGAGACACUGCUGGAAUACAUCAGUGCAGCAGAUGUCAGCGAGCUUUCUACUGCUCUCGGGCGUGUCAGAAGGCAGACUGGGUGGAGCAUCGGGAAGAGUGCGAAAGAAAUACGACAGCAAAGAGCAAGGGUGCUCGAAGCCGAUGAACGCUCGACGACCUUCAUAGAGGCCCAUGCUUCGUACCUUUUAAAAACGAGGAACUUCACUCAGAUGGCGCAUGCCUACCAGAUGGCCAACCCCAGGACUCCAUCGCACAUGAUCGUCGCAGACCUGGAUUACACCAAGUUGCCUCCGACGCUAUCUGUGAAAAGUGCUCUCAAAUACAGCGGGUACGACAACUUUGAGAGUAUAAUCACUGAUGCGUCGGAGAAUCCGGGCGAAGGGAAAGUGGCACACAUUUCCGUCCCUUUCAUUCAUGACAAGCCAGAGAGCAUGUUGACCGUACUGUAUGAUCAUGAGGAUUUUGUAGACUAGA
Messenger RNA from Cyclocybe aegerita, 1626 nucleotides. The record is from the annotation of a GenBank genome assembly. NCBI's taxonomy places the organism in Eukaryota, Fungi, Basidiomycota, Agaricomycetes, Agaricales, Hemipholiotaceae.